UAAUUUUUCUCGCUGAAGUAAAAAAAAAUUGAAGAACGAAACCAAAACUUGUUUGGCAAUCGUCAAGUUCUGGGGCUCUUCGGAUCGAUUUAUGCGCAGUGGUUAAUUUUUUAAGCGCUAACCAUCAUGAUGGCAACAGUAAUCUAAAAAUUUCUGCGAAAACAUCGAGAUUUGUUUACAUUUGAAGACACUUGUUUAACUUAUAGGUCACUGGUCUUGCGCCAUGGCCCCCUGCGUAUUGCGUAGCUGCAUUAGUUUGUCCCAGGCCAUCAGCUGGUCGAAGACUGUUUUGCUAGUACAGAGGGGAGUCAUGACAGCUUGCCGGUCGCAUCCUGCUUUGCGAAGAUGUCAUUCUUACGGGGAACCAAGACUGAGUCCGCAAGAGGUAUCUUCCCUUCUAAGAAUCAAUGAAGUCAAUCAAGAAGUCAACUCAUUCUCUGUCAGAGCAUUUGAAGCAAAUCAAUUAUCCUCCAACAUACCAAUUGAAGAUAGGAUUUCCAUUGCCAGGUGCAGGUACACUACAGGUUUACUUUUUGGUGUGUUUGAUGGCCAUGGUGGAGGUGAAGUUGCUGAAACUUUAAGUCACAGACUCUUCGAUUACAUUGCUCUUAAACUUUUGCCUGCUUCCGUUCUUCAAGAAUUAGUAGAUUCUGAAGUUAAUUUAUGUGGUCAGUUAAUUGAACAUUAUACUGAAAAGAGGCUGUCUUCAAAAAUGUUGGACAUACACAACGACAGUUUGAAAAGAUAUGCCAAAGAACUUCUAGGUACUAAGAAUGAAGAGUUUGAUUUUCAAAUGCAGAAUGCUCUUUCACAAGCUUUUGUAAAGCUAGAUAAUGAUAUAUCACGAGAAAUCCAGGAAUUUUCCAACAGUAACAUAGACUUAUUGGCUCUUGCUAUUAUGGGUGCUUGUGCAUGUGUUGCCCACAUUGAUGGUUCUCAUCUUCACUUAGCGACCAGUGGUGACUGUCGCGCUGUUCUGGGAAUUCUUUCAGAUGCAAACAAAUGGAUAUGUAAACCCUUAGGAAGUGAGCAUAACACAGAUAAUGUUGAAGAGAUGAGACGUGUAAUGUCUGAACAUCCUAAGUCAGAAAUGAACACAGUCAUAAAAAAUGAAAGACUUUUGGGACAGUUAGCGCCAUUGCGAGCAUUUGGUGAUUAUCCGUAUAAAUGGAAAACUGCUCUGCAGAAAAAGCUACUUGUGCCAAUGUUUGGAGCUGGGAUACUGCCGCCAAAUUACUACACUCCGCCCUACUUAACUGCCAAACCAGAAGUAUUUCAUCAUCAUCUGACAGCUCGUGAUAAGUUUUUGAUCUUAGCUACUGAUGGUUUGUGGGAACAGAUGUUACCACAUAAAGUUGUCAAAUUUGUGGGGGAACAUAUGAGUGGUAAACAAACUUUAGAUUUGCUAAGACUACCACGAAGACGCAUGAGUUUGGAUGACAUUAAUGAAAUAUUAGUUCAAAGGCACAUUGGUCUUUCUAAACAACCAACUGAUAAAAAUGCAGCAACUCAUUUAAUAAGAAAUGCUCUAGGUAGAACUGAAUACGGAGUUGAGCAUAGUCGUUUGUCUGCUAUGCUAUCUUUGCCCGAUGAACAAGUGAGAAACUUUCGAGACGAUAUUUCUGUGAUUGUUGUUUUUCUAGAUACUGAUUACUUGCGUCACAGUCCUGCAGAUUGAUUAAAGUUUUAAAAGAAAAAGCUGUCACUGAUUUGUGUUUAUUUGAACAUUUCUCUUUUUAAAAUGUUCAGCAUUAGUGUUAAAUGUCUGAAAAAAUCAUAGAGUGUUUUUAUUUUAUGAAUUAUUUAAUCGGUUUUAGAAGACAAUCAUAGCGUAUGUGCCAUGACAAAUUUCUAUGUGUUAUUAGAUAAAAAAAAUCAUCUUUAGUAGCAAUUCUUUUCACUUUUAAUUGUAAGUGUAUUUUUUUAAAAAUUUCACUAUGUCUUUAGGUAAAAAUCACUAAGUAUUUAGUUAGUUUUUUAUCUGUGCAAAAAAGCAAAAAAUACUAUUUUAACUAGCAAAAUAGUUUUAAAACUAUGCUUUGAAUUACUUUUGACACUUCAUAAAUAGGAUUUUAUUGAAGUAACACAACUUAAACAAAGGCUCCAAUGUAGCGUCACUAGAUGCGUUUGUAAAUUGGAUAUGUUAUGGUCCCUUUAAUUGGUUACAAGAGUCAUUUACAAGAUGACUUUAUAAAUGUUCUUAAGUUUAAACUGUUGGAGGCUUCUCCAAUCGGGGGGAGGAUGAGUCAAAAUAGGCCUGUAGGCACUGUUGUGAGGAAUCACUAACACUCUAUCAAUUAAAUAGGGAAAAUAUCCGUUCUUUCUUUUAUUUCUUCAUUCCAAAAAAGGAAUAUUUUAUUAACUUUUAAACCUCAGGAAUUUUUUGAAAUAAGUAAUUUUUUGACAAUAGUUCAAUCCAUUCUAUUUUCCUUUAAAAUAACAUCUGAGAAACCAGAUUGUUAUGUUGUAAAGCAUGAAUAUCAGAAAACAGAAUUACACCAAAAAGACAAUUAAAUGGUUAAUAUCUUUUGGAAUAACAGGUGGGGGGAGGGAAUCAGUUUGUAUUAUAAGAAAGUACACAAAACAAAGGACUGAAUUCAAUAAUUAGGAUAUUCAAAGGGUUAUGUAAAAAAUUUCUAAAUAAAUCAAAUGAAAAUUAGGGUUAAUCAGUAUAAACUUCGGAAUAUAUAUCUUAGUGUCUUGUGAGUAUUUCCGUGAGAGGCUUGGUGCUCUAUGUUUUAUUGGUACUGCCAUAAUGCCAAAGUUUAAUGCUCAAAGUUUUAUAUUAUUAAUUACUUAAAUAUUAUGAAUAUUUCUUAUGCAAUUGUUCAUUUAACAAAAUUUGAUGUGUUUUACCUCUGAAUUUUUUUAUACUUUUUUUUACAUUUUUCAAUGAAUGUUAAAAACAAAAAUCUACAGUGAAUAUUUUCAUCAAAUACAUUUUAUGAAAUGUAAUGUUAGUGGUAUCAUAUUUCGAUAGCUUGAAGCCAAAUUUGUUACGAAUUAUAUAUUUUGCUUUUCUCCACUUUGUUCAAAUCACUGUGCACUCUCAUUUAUAAGCCUAUGUUGCCUCAUUUUUAUUUUAUGUGUUUCCCCAUAAAAAAUUUAUUUGAGAAUUGUCUUUAAUUUUUGAUGAUUAAAGUUAAGUUUUAUUGUUAAUAAUAUUUUUUUCUCAUCCUAUUUGAAUUAUAGGAAUAGUAAGUAAUUGAAACGGUUUUUAAUGAAUGUAUAAAUGUAUGUUUUGCAUUAUUAAAUUAUUAUACAUAAUAUUAAAAUACUUGCUUAAUGCUUUUAUAUUAUAAUAAUUUAUUGAUCAAUAUUUUUUUUGUGGUUAAAAACAAAUAUGAUGAAAGGAAAUGGUAAAUAAAUCCGAAAAAAAUUUCAUUAUAAUAGGAAAGCGUAACCACAUAAAUAUUCUAUUAUUUUGCUUCUUGCUUGAAGAAAAGCUUUCUUAUCUAAGAAUAAAUUUAAAUUCUAUUUAAAAAUUUAAUGUCAUUAAAAAAAAUUAAAUCAUGUUGACAGGUUUAAUUGACUUUUUUGAAAAAAAAAAUCUGAUAGUUCUAGGAGUUAUUAUAAUAUUAUUGAUCUGUUUUGUUGUUAAUUUCAUGAAUUAAUUGAUAGAAAUUAAAUUUAUUUUUAAAAUAAAAAUUCUUUGUUUUUAACCAAACAAAUGGUUUGUGAUGGCACUUGUGAUAUAUUUCAAAAUUAUUCUGAGUCAUGUUUUAGUUAAAAGCAUUAUAAUCAGUGAUUUAACAGCAAAAAGAAAAAAAUACUAAUUUAUUUAGAUUCCUGAAAUUUGUCUGUAACAUUUUAAAUAUUAUUGAAGUUGAAAUAUAUUUUCUAAAAUGGCCUUCUUGUGCAGUUAAACCACUGACUAUAAUGCCACCUGAAUGCACGUUUACAGAGGAUUGAAGAGCAUUUUGCUGUUUCUUUAAAAACUUGGUUUUGAUUUUCCAUCUGUUUAUUAUUAUGAGUCUAAGAAAAUUAUUUGUUUACGUGAAAGUCGUCUAGUCACUUAUUUUUUUUAGUUUGAAUGCUUACUUUGUUUCACAAGCUUUAUUCUUAAGAAAUAAAUUCAGUUGUUUGUAAAGGUUAAUACUCCUCCUUUUCUUUUUGAAAAUUGUCUUUGUUAAUACCGUUUUAUAGUAAAAUCACUUUAAUUUAAAUUUGGUUUUCAUUUAAAUUGUGGUUUUCAUUUAAAUUGUGGUUUUAUUUUAAAUUGUGAUGAUAUUGAAGCACAUUAGUUACGUUUCACUGCACUGGUUAAGAGCUUUAUUUAAAGUAUUUUAAAUUAUUAAAAAUUGUGCUUGAAAAAUCAUUGUAUGUAAUCAAAGUUAUAAAAUUCAUUUGAAAAUUUAUUAACACUGCAGAAAUCAUAAAUUAAGCUGCUAACUAAUGCCACUAGAAUGAUUACCUUUUCAAUAUUGUUAAAGAACUCAGACUAAUUUCUCUAUUGAAUUUAUAAAAACAUUUUCCCAUCUAUUAUUAUAAACUGUUCUCUCCAGAAAAUCAUAUUUUUUCUUAUACAUUAACAUAAACUUUUCACAAUUAAGUUUAGGUCUAAACUUUUAAUUACCUCACCCUCAUUUUAGUUUGACAUUGUGUUAUACUUUAAGAAGCUAUUUUUAAACUUUUUUUUUUAGUUAUUCAUCUUCAUGUAUGCCAAACUGAUUGAUCUAUUUUUGUGUUGUAAUUGUGAAAAUUAUAUUACUGUUAGUUCUUUUAAAGGAUACGUGUGAGGUCUUCCUGAUUUUAUCUAAUUGUAAUAUGCCUUUUUUUCUCAGAACGAUGUAAAUUUUUAUGACAUAAAUAUUUAUCAAUAUUUCACAUAUUAAUGCCUUCACUGUUUUGUCUAUAUUUAGACUUUAACUGUUUUUUUUUUAAUUAUUUGUAACUUAGAUCAGCCUUUUAUUUUAGUUUGAUAAGUUCAGUUUUGAAAUAAGAUAUCUCUGAAUUACCUUGGUUAAAAAAAAUUAUCAACACAUAUCUUGGCAUAAAUUUAACCGUUUAAAUGCUUUGCCAAAAUAUCUUUUUCACCAUAAAGUUUAUAACUAGGGUUCAUAUAGAUAGUUCAUAGUGAUUUUUAAGUUCAUAUAGAGCUUAAGAAUCCUUAAGUCUUGAUUCAAAAAUCUGUUUUUAAGACCUUUAAAACGUGUUAAUUUUUCAUUUUUGAAUGUUGUUAAUUAAUUAAUUUUUCUUAUGGAAUUUUAGUUUUUUUUAUAAUUGUUUUUAUGUACAUAGCUUACUGUAAAAAAAUUUAUCUCUCAUUAACCAUUAUUAUUUUGCCUAUCAAAAGCUAUGUUAAGCAAAGUUCAUACAGUUACUUAAAAUGAUUAAGAGUUCUUAAUUUAAAAAAAAAAAAAUUAUUUUAAGCCACUUGAAAAAUACCUAUUUUUCUCUUUUGUUGACUUUAAUUGAUUCAGGCUCUGAGUUUCAGGUUUUUUAAAAGUUUUUAUUUUAUUUUUAAAGGAAUUAUUAUUUGCUAUUGACUUUGAUUAUUAAAAGCUCAUUAAGUUGAUAAGGAUUCUUAAAAUCAUUAUAAGUUCUAAAUUGUAAAAGCUAAUUAAUGUAAGACACUUAAAAAGAGCUUAUUUUUCAUUUUUGUCAGUUUUUAAUUGGCUGGUUGUAAUUAUUUAUCACUAAAUUUCAUCUAAUUAAAUUUUUUUUUGAUUAGCUUAAAUGAUUCAUCUGUUGUUGUAAACAUGUCUAUAUUAAGUUAAAAAGUUUUUUCUUCCUUGUGUUGGUACAAUGGAUGUUACAGAUUAUGAUGUUACUAUUUUUAUGAUCUUCCUUUACAAAACAUCAUACAUGAACAAACUCAUAAAACUACUGGCAUAAAUGUAAUUACAUAUUUUUUAAUCCAUGUAAAGUUAGAUACAUAUUUAAUUAUCAUUAAUGUAUAUGUUAAAUAAAGUAAAAUUAUAUAUUUCCUAAUGUUUUUGGAUAACUGUAUAUUUUGCAUAAAAUUUAAUUAACUACAAUGCAUGUAUUUUACUUUAGAAUCAAUGUACUUCUUAGAUGAUUAUUCAAACCUUCAUGUAUCAAGCUCUUGUUCAAAAUUUUUAAAAAAUCAAAAAUCUUAUAAAUUUGCUAAAUUUUUAGUUAGCAAUUUUUAUUUAAUUUAAAAUCUUCCUUUAAUCAUCUUUAUUUUUAAAUGAAGAUUUCUGUUAGGAUUUCUCUAGUUUUAGCUUUGGAAAAGUGUGAUUGUCAUAUGAUUAUAUAAAGCUAUUUAUAUGUGUAGUCAAGAUGCAUCACUACUUUUUUUUCUUGUGUCUAAAUAAUGAUUUUUUUGUUCUAUUGUUAGUUUGUGUUAUUAGUUAUAUUCAGUGUGAUAGUUGAGUUUAUUUAAUGUUAAACUGCUUCUAGUUUAUUUGUAUUUUAAGAAAAAAUUAUUUUUCAGAAUUCUGUGUUGAUUUUUUUUCUGCUUAUGUGACCGAUAAUUAAAAUUUUACAUGAAAGCAGGUUAAGUUGAUAUUAUAACUUUUUUUAAGCUUUUCAUAGUUAAUAAUUCAUGUAAUGUUGCACGAUAUUGUCGCAAUUUUUAUUGUUCUGUGUCCGAUAUAAAUAUUGGGUGUACAAAAUGAGGCCAGAUGUUUAUUUUUGUUACAGUAUGAAACUGGCAGCUACUUACUUAAAUUCUGAAGAAAUUUUUUUGGAAGAAAAUAAUUAUUAAACCAAAAUAAUUUUUUUUUCAGCAAGAGAAAAAACUUAGAAAGUUAAUACUAACACUGAAAUCAAAAUCUUUUCUCUCUUUUUCUAAAUGAGAUGUUAAAAUUUCCUUUUUAUUCUUUUCCAAAAUUUAUUGUCUUAAUUAAUGUGUAAGAAAAUGGUUAGUUUCUUCUUAGUUUUGUACUUAGAAUAACUUUUGACUUAGAGGGAAAUACUGUCUUUUUAGACCAGUAUUAAUAUUUCCCAUUAAGAAUUUUUGGAAUGAAACUUUCUAUUUUUUAAGAAUAGUGUACUUAAAUGGCUUCCUUAAAUUGCACUCAAUAUUAUGCAUUGCUUAAACAGUCAUACAAAUAUAACUGUUAGAUGUAUUUCACACAUGAUGCUCAAACGAUGGUUUUUAUGAGUAAAUAUUUCUUUAUUAUAUAGUGAGAAUACAAAGAUAUUUUUGUCUUAACAACAUUCAACUAAAUGAACCUUGCAAUCUUGCAUUAUUGAACAUCUGUGUUUGGCGUGUGUGCUACUGUUAAAGCUCAAAAGCUGUUAAUAUGCACAUUACAUAGCUAAGCUGCAGAUUAACCAGGGUAAUCCGUAAAAGAGCAGAAUCAAGAGUUUUCCACAAUUUACCUAGAUAAUGUGCGUCUUAAUGAUUUAUGUCUUGUUAAAAUUCAAAAGUUUGUUUCUCUCAUUUUAUCAACUAAUUUAUUAAUUGUAUUUAUUCACACAAUUUAUUAGAGUUUGAAAAGUAAAUAAAUGACAUAUUUAUUUCCUUAAUUGUAAUACCAUUUUAAACCCUUUGAUUCCUUGCAUUAUAGUUUUUAAAGCAAUUAAUUCUAUCAUUUAAUUUGUUGAGUGUAUAACUUGAUUUUUUAAAUAGUGAAAAAGAACUAAAUAAAAUAAUGUUAAUUUAAGCGUACAGAAAUCUUCCAGCCUAGAUCUUUUUUCACUUCAAUGAAUGCCUAGUAGGUAAAGUACAGAUUAUCUAUAGUUUGGAGAUUACCUCUGGGAAAUGAAACAAUUAUUAGUGCUUUAUCUUUUAAUCCAAUAUUCGUGCUUUAUCUUUUAACAGCCAACUGAUUUCUACAUACUUAAUUUCUUACUUCUACCUCUUCAGGCCAUAGGGAGCACGAGAUAAGGGGAGGUAAAGAGUAAUAUUAUGUCUCUCCAUCUCACUCUGUUGGUGGCGCCAAAUACUUUAUCUCUCUCCAUGUUCUGUUUAUUUUAUUUUAUAACCGUCGUUGAACAGCCGACCCAAUUUUUUGGUUUUACGUCUACUAAUGUUCAACUCUGUAGUCUUGCAAUUUUGAGCCCAAUUAAGUAUUAGGAGAAAUUAGCCUUGUGGAGGACUUUUUAAUGGAACCAACCUGCGUUUGCUUUACAUGCAGAGAAAGACCACGAAAAACCUCCCAUGGUUAACCUGAUUGCAAGGAGACUCUCACCCAUGAUCUGUCUAUCACUGAGGAUAUUUUACGUCAGCAUUGUGGUUGGUGCGAGCCGGGUGCGGAAUUGGAAUUGACCAGCCAUUGCUGGAAUUUUAAUCCGGUUCACCUCAUUGGAAGGUGAUUGCUCUAUUCCCUGAGUUAUGGUUCAUGUUUUGUUUAUUGUCUUAUUACUUUUAUAAUAGUUCUCCGUCAUAUCACCGACUCCAUUUUAGGUCUACCCCUUUUUUGUUUACCCUGGGAUGUCUAUUUUACUUUGAAUUAUUCUUGUUUUCUGAUAGUGUAUCCAAUCUCAGACCAUUUACGAUCUCUGUUUUUUAGUUUUAUUGGGUUUUGUUAUACUUUAGAGGUAACGUAAAUAAAAAAUCUAUACAGGGGAUUCAAAAAGUAUGUAAACAAUUCAAUAUCUUGAGAAAUAGAUAUGCUAAAUAACAUUCAAUGGCUAUCACAAAAUCUAAAAUAGAGACCCUCGCUUUUUAAAGCAAAUUUAAAUCCCCCCCCCCCC
This is a messenger RNA of Parasteatoda tepidariorum (common house spider), 8610 nucleotides long. RefSeq names its product pyruvate dehydrogenase [acetyl-transferring]-phosphatase 1-like protein, mitochondrial (gene Pdp). Gene Ontology annotation, cellular component: mitochondrion. The record is from RefSeq and is a predicted model, not a curated record. NCBI's taxonomy places the organism in Eukaryota, Metazoa, Arthropoda, Arachnida, Araneae, Theridiidae. Gene Ontology annotation, molecular function: cation binding; [pyruvate dehydrogenase (acetyl-transferring)]-phosphatase activity. Gene Ontology annotation, biological process: protein dephosphorylation.